Trypanosoma grayi is the source of this 1548-nucleotide messenger RNA. RefSeq names its product putative tRNA-methyl transferase. Bases 1 to 1548 code for a protein of 515 amino acids. Lineage: Eukaryota; Euglenozoa; Kinetoplastea; Trypanosomatida; Trypanosomatidae. The record is from RefSeq and is a predicted model, not a curated record. Gene Ontology annotation, biological process: tRNA wobble position uridine thiolation. The transcript has a single exon.
AUGUCUCCUGCUCCUGUGCGGGUUGGGGUUGCCUUGUCAGGUGGAGUCGACAGCGCCGUUGCAGCGUUGUUUCUGCAGCGGUGUGUACCUCUGUGGCGCGAUGUGGAGGCGCUGUGGAGUAUGACGCGCCCUAUGUCACUGGGUGUUGUUCGGGAUGCUCUUGAGGAGCGUCGGUCGUGCUCAGAGAUUGGAGUGCGUGCGUCUGUCGCAAGGGCCCGUCACGAUCCCGCUGCGGCUGUUCAUUACUUCCCUCUUUUUAUGAAGAAUUGGGAGGACGUGGCGGAGGGUGGUGACCAGCGCUGGUGUGAAGCCGCACAACGGGAAUACAACGACGCAACUGAUGUUGCUCGCUCGGUCGGUCUGCUGCAAGGGGACGAGAUGUUACCGCUGCACAAUUACAGCGCGUGCUAUGUGGAAAAAUGCUUUGAGCCGAUGUUGAGUGCCUACGCUCGCGGGGCGACUCUCAACGUGGAUGUCUUGUGCAACGCAGAGGUGAAGUUUGAUGCCCUUCUUCGUUCACUGCUUGCCACAGGGAAUGCGCAGUAUCUUGCAACGGGGCACUACGCCCGCACUGUGGCCUUCCCGCAUAAUGAGAGCGACAACACGACGGCGAGACGGGUUGGGAUUGCCAGGCCCUUCUCGGCAAGGCGUGACCUUAACGAUCAGACGGUGUUUUUGUCUCGCCUCUCCCAGUUUCAGACGGCACGGGCAGUCUUCCCUCUGGGUCACGUGUUCGAGCAGAAGACAGAUGUGCGCGCUGUGGCUGCUCAUUUUGGUUUGACACAGGUGAGCGCCAAGAAGACGAGUACAGGGCUAUGUUUUGUAGGCAACCGCUACAGAAACGCAGCACGGGGUGGUGGCAGUGGCUUCAGCACUUUUCUCGAAGAGUACAUUUCCCCGAACGACGCCAUGUUGCGGAGACUGACGGCGGAAGGAAAACAAACAAUAUUUGUUGAUGCCGAAACGAACAGUGUUGUGGAAACAUCACAACUUGUGUUGAUGGGGGAGUGCUGUCAGCCCCUGUUGCCAGCAUACAGUCUAACACUCGGUCAGAUGAUUCGUGGGAAGAGUAAAGAUGGGGCUACAGCGCGAUACUAUGUGCAGGGCAAGGAGCUGUUUGCUGUGCAGAGAUGUGAGGAAAAAGAACAAGAAGAACAUGUGCGUUAUCUGCGCACCGUGAGGCUGGUUGACCGCUGGGACCACCCGCUGCUGUACGCGAUGGUGGCGGAGCUGCGGGAUGUGUUACUGACCGUGCCACCGCACUGGUUUAGCGAGAAGCGGGCCAGUGAUGUGCAACUGCGCUGUCAUUGUUGCGCUCGGCAUCAAGACUCUCUCCGUCCAGCGACAAUGUGCUUCGCGUGGAGCAAUCUGCGUGACGAGGCGGCGGAUGGCUGCAUUCGUGUUUCCCAUGCGUCGGUGAUGUUCGACGAGCCGGUUCGUGCCUUGACGACUGGGCAGGCUCUCGUGGCGUAUGGGUCACUCACGAGGGACGGCGCGGUGGGGGAUGCCGCGGAGUGGUUUGUGCUGGCGAGUGGUUGGAUCGCGUAG